AUCACAUCUCUUAUAAGUGAAGUUGAUGACGCCAAUGUAACUUUGGAGGUUAUAUAUGUAAAUACAUGAGAACUGUGUGGCAUGCUUGUAAAAUUUUCUUUUUUAAGUACAGUUAGUUAGAUUUGCUGAAGAACUGUAGCGCAUUAUAAGCCACAAGUUAUUCUGCUGUACGGCGCUACGCCUGCCACAAAUCUACAGAAGCAAUAUCUAUCCACCUGUAAAAAAAUUAUUAAAAAUAAACAAAAAAUAAUAGAAAGAAUUAAGAAAUUGUUUCCGAAAUCGCUGGAAGUUGCAGAGAGGAGAUAAAAGAGAGAAAUUGUUUCUCUAAUGCCGGGCAGCAUUCAAGUCUCAGUUCUUGGGUUUAUGGAUCAUGCGUCUGCUCCUCCCCUCAGUUCCCUUUCGUUAAGGGUUUCUAUGGGGAAGGAGGAGUAUCGAACUGUGGGGGGUGGAGAAUUGUCUCUCCCAGUGGUGUCUCUUCGAGAGAAUCUAAUUGUGAUGGUUCAUGAUGCCGAGGGAGAAGAGAUUUUGAGAACAGAAUUCAUAACAAUGCUGUUGCUCGAACGGGGGCUUUGGGAUGACUCAUUUCCUCUUAAGAAUGGUGGAUCUCUCCAGAUGAAGCUGCAGUUUUUGCUCAGCGAAGAUGAUCGAAAGCGGAUUCGAGAAAUGAGGGAUGCUGCACUAAAAAAGAGAUGCGUGGAGAAGCCCAGAAUCAGGCAUAGGAGGUCCUUUUCUGACAACAGAAUUGGUUACUCACCUACAAAAAGAAUUGCUGAAAGUGUUUCUGAAGGAAUGCUAUUGGAUCAUUCAGUGUUAGCUGAGCCAAUAGUUGAACCUUCUUCUGCUGAACAAAGAGAAAAGCUUCCUGCAGACAUUACAGGAGAAAAAGAUUCAAGUAAUUUAAACUCUCCCCAAACCAUUUCAAAAUCAUUUUCUGUAGGAAUUUUUUCAGAUAUCAGUUCAGAAGGAAAAUCAAUGUUUCUAAAAGAGCCAAUUUUUCUCAAAAAGACACACAAUUCUAUCCCUGCAAUGCAUUAUGAAACUCCAAGAAACAAGGAUUUUAAAGAUGCAGGCCCUCUUCAUUCUGCAAAGUUUGGUAGUUAUGUAUUAGUGGAUAAUGGUUCUAAUACUAUUGGUUCUGAAAAAUCUACUAGUGAGAGAAAAGAAUUCGCCUCUGUCGUUGUUCGGAAAGGCUCUUCCAUCUUACCCAUAAUACGAAAUUUUGAAACUAGUAGAGUGGAGGGAGAUCUGAAUCUUAUUCGAAAGGAGGACAGCGGCGGUGGCGGCUUAGGUUCCAAUGUGACAUCAAAGGAAAGUUUUUCAUCGCACGGUAGCACAGAUAUAACUUGUAAGAAGCGCAAUGCUAAAACUAUGACCGGUGAUGGAAUCAAAACUUCCUAUGAAGGAGUCGAAAGAAAGAUCAACACGGUGGAUGACGAUGACAACGAAUACAGUAAUGAAGAACAUAAUCUUAGGAACGGACCUCUUCCUUCAACGAAAUUGCUUGAGAACUUGGGGAGGUUGGAAGAAGUUGUUGGAACAGAGAGGGAUGAAAAUAUGUUGGAGAGACCUUUGAAUGAACAGAUUGGAAGAGCUGAACACACUACAGCAGGUAAGAAGCACAAUUGUAGAAUUUCUUCUGAAGGAUCCGACGAUGAUGAUAAAGAAAAUGAAGAUGAAAGUCUUGGGGGAGAAUAUCUUCCAAACGAGCAGGGGACAUUAGUAAAAGUUGCUGAAACAUUGAAAAAUGACGAAAUUGCUUUACAGAGUCCUUCAAAUGAAAUUGUGGAAGCAUUAAAUUCGUGUUUUGACUGGGUAUGUCCGAUUGGAAUUCUGGGAAUCUGGACUCCGCGGCGUCUUUGUGUUACUACGGGGAGUAAACUGUUAAGAGAGAUUGCUGAAAUAUAUGGAUGUUCAUCCAUGCAAGAAGAUGACACUAAGCUUCAUUUAGAAAUUUGAUACAUUCAACAGAAAGAUGGAGAUGCAUAGUUACAUGACAAUGAAUGCAAGGUUCAAAUGGAAGCUUGAUUGAGCAGGUAACAUUCUCUUCUGCAGUUUUUAUUGGUAGUUAGAGGGAAAUUUAUACACAGCAGCACACAACUCUUAUGUAAUUACAUAAUCUCACACGUAAAUUUUCAUAUUUACAUAAAUAGCAUUUUGGUGCUUUAAACCUAUGGAUGAAAAGGUGUGUAUUUCACUUUUAAAAAGUCAUGAUAUUACUAUCUUUUAUGUGAUUAAAGAUUUGAGUGUGGUUAUGUGUAAAUAUGAAAGUUUUAGUGCGAGAUAUGUAAAUACAUAAGAAAUGUGUGCUAUAUAUGUAAAUGCCCAUCUUUUGGUCUGUCUAUGUGGACUUGUAAAUCCGAAACAAAAUAAUUUGUUUUAGCCUAAGGAUGAAAAAUCCACUUGUUCUAUUUUGUUUAUUGUCUAUUU
Phalaenopsis equestris is the source of this 2427-nucleotide messenger RNA. RefSeq lists its product as uncharacterized. The record is from RefSeq and is a predicted model, not a curated record. The transcript is spliced from 9 exons. The coding region runs from base 328 to 1956 and encodes 542 amino acids. Lineage: Eukaryota; Viridiplantae; Streptophyta; Magnoliopsida; Asparagales; Orchidaceae.